GGAAGAAGGAAGAUGAGGUUGAGGAGGAGGGGAAAUCUCAAAUCCUUCUCAGGUUCGGCAGGAGCUCUGAGCGAAGUCCAUUGAGGUUUGGUAAACGGUCUGAGAACCAACUGGAGAUCCCAAUGCCCAUUAUGCGAUUUGGAAAAAGCGACCCUAAGAUGAACAUCAUGAGGUUUGGACGUAGCGAUCCUAAGAUGAACAUUAUGAGAUUUGGACGAAAUGAUCCUAAGAUGAACAUUAUGAGAUUUGGACGAAGCGACCCAAAGAUGAAUAUUAUGAGAUUUGGACGGAGUGACCCAAAGAUGAAUAUUAUGAGAUUUGGAAGAAGUGAUCCUAAGAUGAACAUUAUGAGGUUCGGACGUAGUGUCGACGUUUUAGAGAAACGGAUUCCAAUUCUCCGAUACGGACGUAGUUUAGAGACAAACAAUAAUGAAGCUCAGAGGAGGCUGAGAGGAUGUAGUCUAGCAGAAUCACUCAGUGAAAUAUACAAGAGAAUUAACAGUUUUAAAUGUUAUAAAUUGAGCUUUGAUGUAUGUUUAAACAGAAACCCUGGAAACCUCUGUAAUGUGCAAGAUAUCAUCAGGAAGCAGAAUGUUUCCAACCAGCACAAGAACUUGAUCACAUAUUUAAGAUAUUUCUGAUUAAAGAAAUAAUGCUGAGUAGCCCUGAAUCUACCCCUGAACCCUGCUGGCUGGAAUAAUAUUUAAAAAUGUGUUGUUAAAAAGAGAGAUUAUAUAAUAUGUCCUUGUUAAAGUGAUAUAGCUUAUUUAAUGUAUGUGACAGUAAAUCUUAAACUUGAUAAAUAUAUUAUUGAAAAAUACCAAAAAA
Molecule: messenger RNA, 828 nt
Organism: Eurytemora carolleeae
Lineage: Eukaryota; Metazoa; Arthropoda; Copepoda; Calanoida; Temoridae
Gene: FMRFa
Product: FMRFamide neuropeptides
Exons: 14
Coding region: 123-641 (172 amino acids)
Source: RefSeq, a predicted model, not a curated record